GCCCGUUGCGUAACUACGUGGAUGAACGUCAACAUGGCUGAAUCCAUGCGAGCAGCUGCUGAAGAGUUGAUGUGGCACAGAAGAGCACCGGUGGCAGUGAACUUGAGCUUUAAAAAAUAUAUUUUUUUGUAGAUUAAGUUGUACAGAUCAGGUCACCAUGUAUCUCCAGAAGAUGUUCUCCUGUUCUCAGUUUUUAGCGAGAACUAAUGCUAUGCAAGCAUUCAUAAGAGCUGCUUCACAAGGCAAAAUGCCGCUGGCACGGGCGCACGGUAAGUCAUUUGCUCACCGAAGUGAGCUGCGCCAGGCCAAGAGAAUCGUCGUCAAGUUGGGGAGUGCUGUCGUAACCCGAGGCGACGAGUGCGGCCUCGCUUUGGGCCGACUCGCUUCAAUUGUAGAACAGGUGGCCGUGCUUCAGAAUCAGGGUAGAGAGAUGAUGAUUGUGACCAGUGGUGCUGUAGCAUUUGGAAAACAAAGGCUGAGGCAUGAAAUUCUUCUCUCACAGAGUGUCAGACAAGCCCUGCACUCAGGCCAGAAUCAGCUCAAAGAUAUGUCACUGCCAGUUCUAGAGGCGAGAGCGUGUGCCGCUGCGGGACAAAGACUUUACGACAGCCCACCAGGGUCAGACGAUGCCAAGCUCCUGGACACAUUUUACCCUGGCGACCAGCAUUCCAUAACCUACGGCACAAAGUCCAGGGUCGGCAUUGGAGGAAUGGAAGCUAAGGUUAAAGCUGCUCUCUGGGCUCUCCAAGGUGGGACGUCUGUUGUCAUUGCUAACGGUACACACCCCAAAGUCACGGGUCAUGUGAUCACUGACAUUGUUGAGGGAAAGAAAGUAGGAACCUUCUUCUCAGAGGUCAAGCCAGCUGGUCCCACAGUCGAGCAGCAGACAGAAAUGGCUCGCUCUGCUGGCAGGACCCUUGCUUCCCUUGAACCAGAGCAGAGAAGUGACAUCAUUUGCACAUUGGCUGAUCUCCUUACUGAGAGAAAAGAUGAAAUCUUAUCUGCCAACAAAAAGGACAUGGAGCAUGCUGUUAGCACAGGUCGUCUGUCUCCAGCCAUGCUGAAGCGACUCAGUUUGUCAUCGUCUAAACUGAACAGUCUGUCCAUCGGCUUACGUCAGAUUGCAGUGUCCUCUCAGGACAGCGUUGGCAGGGUUCUGCGCAGGACUCGUGUGGCAAACAAACUGGAGCUGGAGCAGAUCACUGUCCCCAUAGGAGUACUACUGGUCAUCUUUGAGUCACGACCAGACUGCCUUCCUCAGGUUUCUGCUUUAGCCAUUGCCAGUGGAAAUGCUCUUUUGUUGAAAGGUGGCAAAGAGGCGGCCAACACAAAUCGCAUCCUGCAUGAACUCACUCAGGAGGCUCUGUCUAUCCAUGGAGUCAAAGAUGCCAUCCAGCUGGUGAGCACGCGUGAAGAGGUGGAGGAUCUGUGCCGUCUGGAGAAGAUGAUUGAUCUGAUCAUUCCCCGCGGCUCCUCUCAGCUAGUCAGAGAUAUUCAGCGUGCAGCUAAGAGCAUCCCUGUUCUUGGCCACAGUGAGGGGAUCUGCCAUGUUUAUGUGGACCAUGAGGCCAGUGUUGACAAAGCCAUCAAGAUCAUCCGAGACUCUAAAUGCGACUACCCUGCAGCCUGUAAUGCCAUGGAAACCCUGCUGGUGCAUCGAGAUCUUCUCAGAACCCCAUUGUUUGAUCAGAUCAUUGACAUGCUGAGAACAGAACAUGUGAAGAUCCAUGCCGGCCCCAAGUUUGCAUCGUAUCUGACCUUCAGCCCGUCAGAGGUCAAGUCUCUGCGUACUGAGUACGGGGAUCUGGAGUGCUGUAUCGAGGUUGUGGACAGUAUGCUGGAGGCUGUUGAUCACAUCCAUAAAUACGGCAGUUCCCACACUGAUGUUAUCGUCACUGAAAAUGAGGACACAGCAGAGCAGUUCCUUCAGCAAUUAGAUAGUGCCUGUGUCUUUUGGAAUGCCAGCUCACGGUUCGCUGACGGAUAUCGUUUUGGUCUCGGUGCAGAGGUUGGCAUCAGCACGGCUCGUAUUCAUGCCCGUGGGCCUGUGGGGUUAGAAGGGCUUCUCACUACCAAGUGGGUCUUACGGGGCGAGGGCCAUACAGCUGCAGAUUUCUCUGAGCAGGGCAGCAUGACAUAUCUGCACGAGAAUCUUCCGGUGGCGCAGGUUCUUCCUGGAUGCAGAACCACUAGCUAGAGUUGUGAAGUAAAAGCAUGUACAGUCAAGAAUCAAAUACAUCUUAUUUAAGUAAAAGUUCACCCACUUAAAAUCUAUUUAAAGACUCCAAUCAGGCAGUGUAUUUGGAGUAAGUGCGAAUACAAAGAAAAUCAUCUGUGGAUGGAGAGCCGUUCAAUGAACCCAUACAUUUAAAUUUUCCCAGAUACACCCAUUUUAGUCAAGUGUGUCUUGUUCUCAGAAAGAACCAGACGAACGUAUAGCUACAGAAACUCAGAAGGGUCAUGCAAAGAUGACAAGGGAAUUUGCUUAAAGCUGUAAUCCAUCUGAUUGUUUUUGUCAUUUUUGUUAUGAUUUGUGCGUUGUAUUAUGUUCUUUUGAGUAGCAAAACGAAUUACUGAUCAUGGAAAAAAUAAUGACAGCUUCACUCCAGUAUGGAGUUAAUGAAAAGAGGCCUCCCGAAUUGCCCCUGUUAUAUAUUUAUGUCAUAUUUAAUGUGUGAAAAUGCAGUAGGAAUUUCUAAAUGAAAUUUCAUGACAAAAAUUGGAGCAUUAAAAAUCAUUGUGCCAUUUUACAGCAUAUUGUGUACACGUAAUUUCAGCUUUUAUGGGAAAAAUAUAUACAUCACAUUUAAAAAAAACUGUUAUUAACUAAAAAAAGAAUAUUUUUCAUGUGGCAGUACAAGUCAUAUACAGUAAAAGAUAAGAAAACUAUCAACUGAAAAAGAAACUAGAAUUUUAAAGCUGCUUUGUCUGGAUAAGUUACUUUUAUUGAAGAGAAAACGCAAGAAAAGCAAUCUUCCUUGCAUUUUUUUUUUUUACUCAUUGCUUUUUAAUCAUGAUUAAUAGGCAGAACUGUUAGCAUUUCUGUUACUGCUGUAAAACUCACCCGGGACGGCCAGCUUUUGUCCUGAACUGCUUCAAAAAGGCCUCGUUUCCGUACUUUAAAGUGCUGUAACGCUCUACAAAAUAGUGGUGCUUAUAGUGUGAAAAGUGUUCUGAAGAUGUUCACAAUUUUUGUAUGUAGAAUAAAUUUCUUUUUUGUACUUUCAAAAAGACCUGAAAGUUUAAUUUGUACCUGAAAGAGGUUUGGAGAAGGGUUUAGGGAGGAAACCGACAAGUAUUGGGCCCAUUUUGAACUUGAUUAAUAAUCUUUCUUAAGUGCAGUUCAGUGUGGAAAACAUCAAGAGGCUUUUCUGUAGGGAGAGAGAGAAUUGCCAACACUAAGUGGGACAUGGAAGAGUGAAAACAAUACUACAGAGGAUUAAUUGUGUUGCUAUUAGGAAAGAAGAGACUGGGAGAAGACUGAGGCUUGCCAUGAAAGUGCCAGUGCCUUUUGACUCACAAGUUCUUUUUAUUCUCCAAAAUGUGCGGUUUACCCUCAAUGAGCCUUCAUCAGAAACUAAAAAGAUCCAGAGAUGAAGAGAAACUAAGUCUCAUUCAUCUGUUAUUGUGUUCCAACUUUACUGCGUAAGAUCUAUGAUCAAUGACUGUUUGGAUGAAAGAGGUUAAAAAAUGCUCAAAUGAGGACAAUGUUACUGCCAAAUCAGGAGAUGGAAAUACAGGUGCAGAAGUAAGAAAGUAAAAUUAUGACUAACAUGAGAAACCAAGCUUGCAGUGCUGAUUUU
This is a messenger RNA of Sinocyclocheilus grahami, 3803 nucleotides long. RefSeq names its product delta-1-pyrroline-5-carboxylate synthase-like. Lineage: Eukaryota; Metazoa; Chordata; Actinopteri; Cypriniformes; Cyprinidae. Gene Ontology annotation, molecular function: glutamate-5-semialdehyde dehydrogenase (NADP+) activity; glutamate 5-kinase activity. The record is from RefSeq and is a predicted model, not a curated record. The coding region runs from base 158 to 2197 and encodes 679 amino acids. The transcript has 16 exons. Gene Ontology annotation, cellular component: mitochondrion.